Didymodactylos carnosus is the source of this 660-nucleotide messenger RNA. NCBI's taxonomy places the organism in Eukaryota, Metazoa, Rotifera, Eurotatoria, Philodinida, Philodinidae. The record is from the annotation of a GenBank genome assembly.
AUGAGGUCGAGAGAACCAACCGAUGCCCCCUCGAAUGAUCGAUGGUUAUGUGAAAUUUGCACUUAUUUGAAUUCACCGGGCGAUUUUAAGUGUGACGUAUGCGGACAAGGUCAACGGUUAACAAGGCUCCAACCGUACACGCGUUUUAACAAGGAUAAUGAUGAACACAAUAUGCCUAUCAAAGAACCGCCCGAUGCCGCACGAGAACCAUGGAGUAAGCUGUAUAGCAAGCAAGAUGAAAAGCCCGAGGAUUUUGUUAACAAUCAGCUUUUAGAAAAGAAAACAUCUGAUGUUUAUCCAUCGUUGGCCUCACGCGAACGUGACGAAACCGGUUGGUCAUGUUCAAAGUGCAAAUCCAAAAAUUCUUCGGAAGUUGAUGUUUGUCAAAGGGUGAUUCUUUCGAGAGCGUACCAGGCUUUACACCGACUUUAUCCGGAUUGUUCGAGAGUAACAGGACUAGUACAACUUGAGCUCCUGAUGACGAAUAUCACGUUCAAAAGAUUCUAAAACAACGGCACGGUGACCUUCUAGACCUGUGAAGAUCCCAUUUUCCAGCAGAAUAGACCUUUUGUGGGCAUUUUCACCAUUUUUUAGUGAAGCACUUUCAUGAGCUGAUACCGUCAGAUUAGAUUCUAUAUGUGUAGAGCUACAAAAUCACUA